This is a messenger RNA of Chara braunii, 3679 nucleotides long. Lineage: Eukaryota; Viridiplantae; Streptophyta; Charophyceae; Charales; Characeae. The record is from the annotation of a GenBank genome assembly.
CGGAAAUUUCGGUCGGACAUGGAUAGAGAAAGGAGUAUUCUUGAUUGCGCACCUGUGGAGUCCUCAAAGACAGGGGUGGAUAUCAGGGUCAGAAGUUAGGAUGAAGCUACCAAGACUUCACAGAGUUGAGAAACAUCUAACGGUGAUACUCAAAGCUCUUCCGGGGCACUGGGGACAGCUGCUUAAAGAGGAAACGGACCAUGCAUUUGGCACCUGGGUCAUGCAUCCAGAGGAGGAGAACUUGGUGCUGAAGGUUUUGGGCCCGAAUCUGCCGCAAGGAACUAUUUUGGAACAAUGGAGGAAAGGGCCCCGAAAGAAAGAAGGGACGGAGCUCAUCAAGGAGAAGGAAAUAACGUUGAGAGUCACAGCUGAGCUGCUUGAAGUUAAGGUUCGUCAGGAGCGACUCACCCUCCAUCUUGCUGCACUGCGUCGCCUUCUCACCAUCCUCUCUGACCCUGAUCGCACCCUCUCGAUCAUCCCCGUACGACUCGGGACCUCCACGAGGGUGUACUCAUCGUUGUGGGAUUCCGGUUCUCAGGGCGACUUCAUUCACCCACGCGUGGUGAAGGAAGCCCGCUUACCCACGACAGGGUCUCCGACUCCCAUCUCCAUUACCCUAGGGGAUGACAAGACCCAGCGUUUCUUCGAUCAGACAGUCACCGACCUCUUCUUCUUCCUCACUCUCGAACCGACUGAGCGUUCCCCGGCGUCUCGUCGCCACCGCUCCUCUGCACAUUUCGAUGUGAUGGAGACGGGGUACGACUUCAUUCUCGGCACUCCGUGGUCUUGUCGGUUCCGCAGCACCGAGGCCGAUUGGGCGACCAACACUCUCGUUCUCAAAACGAAGUAUCCGCGUCGCUACAGCCGACCAGCCGAAGACCACGUUCCGAUCGUUCACGGUGAUGCCAUUCGGCCUCACAACGCACCCGCUAUCUUCCAGAGGGCGAUGAAUGACAUCUUCAGGGACAUCCUGGAGCAGUACGUUCUCGUCUACCUCGACGAUAUCCUGGUCUAUAGUCGUACCCUUGAGGAGCACCUUAGACAUCUCCGCGACGUCCUUGAUCGCUUGCGCAGACAUGGUUUUUACGCCAAGCUAAGCAAGUGCCGCUUUGCCCAGCACAAAGUGGAUUUCUUAGGACACUACGUGUCUGACCAGGGUCUCCACAUGGACGACGCGAAGAUCACUGCUAUUGCGGAGUGGCCCGCUCCCACAUCCGCCAAGCAGCUUCGCAGCUUCCUAGGCCUGACCAGCUACUAUAGUAACUUCAUCCGGGGAUACGCUAGGUAUUCYUACGUCCUUACCUCCACCCYCCUCCGGAAGAACCCACCCUGGGCUKGSACAYCCCUCCACGAGGACGCCUUCCGCGCCCUCAAGAAGGCGGUGACAUGCGCACCGGUUCUUCACCUACCCGAUUUUAACCGCCCUUUUAUCCUUACCACCGAUGCGUCAGACUUCCCUGUAGGAGCAGUGCUUUCUCAGGUCUUCCCCUCAUCUCCUGAUUYCUCUCAUCCUCGUAUCCCUCGCUUCCCACCACCUACCCCUGCCACUGCUUCCCGACUGACGCCUACUCGACCAGCUACAAACGAGCCUUCUAUUGACUAUUCUCCUACCAUCGCCAAGGACGGCACUGUCGAGUCUCGCUCAGGUGAUUGUCCGAUAGCCUUCUACUCCCGUCAGCUCCUGCCCGUUGAGAUAAACUACACUGCUGAUGAACGUGAGGCUUUUCUGACAAAGCUGAAGCUCACUCAUCGACAGGCUUGCUGGUGGCGCGACCUAUCCGAGUUUAGUUUCACCACAGAGUACAUCAAGAGUGAGACUAAUCGGGUCGCAGAUGCACUAUCCCGGCGCCUUGACCACGACCAGGAGCACAUCCAGCUAUCUUCAAUCCCGGUCAGCACCGUUCACCACUCGGUGAUCGACGAGUUUCGCACUCAGUAUCGCCACUGCCCCGACUAUCGCGACAUCCACGCGACCCUUCGGAGUGGCAAGACCGUCCCGAACUACUCUCUCGGGGACAACGGUCUUGUGUACUGGCACGGUUCACAUGGCACCAGAGAGCCCCGCAUUUGUGUUCCCUCCACUGGACAGCUACGUGUCCGAGCAGUAGCAGAGUUCCAUGACCAGGCAGCUGCCGUUCAUAUGGGCUUCCACAAGACGUUGGCUCGUGUGAGCCGCCUGUACAUCUGGCCGAAGCGCAAGGACUUUGUGAAGGACUACGUCGCAGAGUGUCCCACCUGUCAGGAGGUGAACAGUGCGAACCACCCUCCUUAUGGUUUGCUCCAACCUCUUCCUAUCCCUGAGGGUCGUUGGCAGUCCAUCUCGAUGGAUUUUAUCGGUCCUCUUCGACCUCCGACCCCCCGCGGUCAUGAUUCUAUCCUGGUCGUCGUUGACCGCUUCACGAAGCGUGCACGCUUUGUUCCGUGCCGCUAUGCCAUCAGUGCACGUGAGGUCGCCGACAUCAUAUUUGACCGAGUCGUGCGCGACCACGACUUACCUCUGAGCAUCAUAUCUGACCGUGACCCGCGCUUUACCAGCCGAUUCUGGCGACGGCUCCACGCGGUGUACGGCACUCAGCUCCGCUUCUCCUCGUCUUACCAUCCUCAGACUGAUGGUCAGACCGAGAUCACGAACAGGACUAUCGGGGAUAUUCUCCGAAAGAUUGUUCGUGACGACCAGCAGUGGGAUCUCCAUCUUGCCCACGCGGAGAUAGCCUACAACCACRCCGUCUCGCCAGCCACGGGGAUGUCGCCUUACUAUUGCGACCUCGGCUAUCACCUGCGUGUUCCCGCGGACUUCCUUCGACCGUCCCAGAUGCACCCYGACACGAGUUGUCCCGCGCUGGAUGAUUGGGUUGCACACAUGACGUCGAUUAUGAAGACCGCACAUGAGCACAUAGCCGCUUCCCAGACUCGCAUGGCAGCACGUGCGAACCAAUCGAGGAUGGAUCACCCAUUCAAGGUCGAUGAUGAUGUGCUUAUCGACGCCCGCCACUUACAGCUCGAAGCGGACACGCUUCGCAAGUUUCGACGUCGCUUCUUUGGCCCAUGCCGCAUCCUCCAGGCCGUCAGUUUUGAUACGACAUCUAGCCCGGUCAACUUUCGUGUGAAGCUGCCCGACUACCUACGCCAGGCUCGUGUGCAUGAUGUCUACCACGUCUCGUUACUGCAUCCUUACCGCAGACCGUCUGAGCGUUUCGUUGGACGACCAUACGAGMGCCCUCCACCCAUCAUGGUGGACAGCCACGAGGAGUUCCUCGUUUCAGACACCAUUGGUCGCCGAGUCACCGACGACAACCCUCCCCACGUCGAGUAUCUCGUACGUUGGAAGGGUUACCCUKAUGAGGAGGCUACCUGGRAGCCCCUCGAGCACUUGGAGCACGCUCGCAUGUUGGUGCGUGCCUAUGACCGUGCUCGUCGUGCUGGGUUCACUGCUCCUCCUCAACCCACUGAGCCUCCUCCUUCUCCUCCGGUUGAGGAGACCGCUGAAGUUGAGCCUUCUCCAUCUGAGGUAGACCUUAAGCAGCAGCCGGCUGCUUCUGAGCGUCCACAGCGCACUCGUCGUCGUCCUACUUGAUACGACGAUUGACUCUGACUUACCUUCCCACGUCUUUGACUUCUCAGUACUCCAUCCACAUCAGUUUUGCUACUUCAGCUCGUCGAUGCUGCGGCUCUUCCUCGA